Messenger RNA from Thamnophis elegans (Western terrestrial garter snake), 3847 nucleotides. RefSeq names its product RAP1 GTPase activating protein (gene RAP1GAP). Gene Ontology annotation, molecular function: GTPase activator activity. The record is from RefSeq and is a predicted model, not a curated record. The transcript has 26 exons. The coding region runs from base 254 to 2314 and encodes 686 amino acids. Lineage: Eukaryota; Metazoa; Chordata; Lepidosauria; Squamata; Natricidae. Gene Ontology annotation, biological process: regulation of small GTPase mediated signal transduction; activation of GTPase activity. Gene Ontology annotation, cellular component: cytoplasm; membrane.
GCGUGGGCGUCUGUCCGUCCGUCCAUCUGUGGCACUUUUUCACUGUUGCCUGGAGCCCUACUACGCCUCUCUGGCCGGGGACAAUGGAAGGUGCCGUCCCAGGGUGGACAAGACAACCAUCUACCCCUGGAGCCUGCGGAAAAAUGAUGGGCUGCCCCACUCCUCCUCCAGCGGACCCCUAGAGCUGCCCAGAAGGAUCUCCCCCCCUUCACACCCCACAUUUCUCCAUCCCAAGAACACCAAACUGUUUGCGAUGAUCGAAAAGAUGCAGGCAAACCGGAUGGACGAGCAACGUUGUGCCUUCCCCCCUCCCCUCAAGACGGAAGAGGAUUACAUCCCGUAUCCCAGCGUCCAUGAGGUUCUGGGCCGAGAGUCUCCCUUCCCCCUCAUCUUGCUCCCCCAGUUCGGGGGCUACUGGAUCGAGGGCACCAACCACGACUUCGCGGAGCUGUCCGAACUCCAGUCUCCCUGCUGUAAGGUCAAGCUGGAAGGCAACCACUUGGCCAGGAUCUACCGGAAGCAUUUCCUAGGCAAGGAACAUUUCAACUACUAUUCGGUGGACGCAGCCCUGGGACACCUGGUUUUCUCGCUCAAGUACGACGUGAUUGGGGACCAGGAGCACCUGCGCCUGCUCCUGCGAACCAAGAGUCGUUCCUACCACGACGUCAUCCCCAUUUCCUGCCUGACCGAGUUCCCCAACGUGGUCCAGAUGGCAAAGCUGGUCUGCGAAGAUGUGAACUUGGAUCGCUUCUAUCCCGUCCUGUAUCCCAAGGCCUCCCGCCUGAUCGUCACCUUCGACGAACAUGUCAUCAGCAAUAACUUCAAAUUUGGGGUGAUUUACCAGAAAUUGGGCCAGACGUCGGAAGAGGAGCUAUUCAGCACCACGGAGGAGAGCCCGGCCUUUCUGGAAUUCCUGGAGUUUUUGGGCGAGAAGGUGCAGCUGCAGGAUUUCAAAGGGUUCCGGGGCGGCCUGGACGUGACCCACGGCCAGACGGGGACAGAGUCCGUCUACUGUAACUUCCGAAACAACGAGAUCAUGUUUCACGUCUCCACCAAGCUGCCCUACACCGAAGGGGAUGCGCAGCAGCUCCAGCGGAAGCGCCACAUCGGCAACGACAUCGUGGCCAUCGUCUUCCAGGACGAGAACACUCCCUUCGUGCCGGAUAUGAUCGCCUCCAACUUCCUCCAUGCCUACGUGGUGGUGCAGGCCGAGAAUGCCUGUUCGGACAAGACCCUCUACAAGGUCUCCGUCACUGCCCGAGAUGACGUCCCCUUUUUCGGGCCACCGCUGCCCAAUCCAGCUGUUUUCCAGAAGGGGCCAGACUUCCAGGCCUUCCUUUUGACCAAGCUGAUCAACGCCGAAUAUGCCUGCUACAAAGCAGAGAAGUUUGCCAAACUAGAAGAGCGAACGCGGGCGGCUCUGCUGGAGACCCUCUACGAGGAGUUGCACCUCAACAGCCAGUCCAUGAUGGGUCUGGGGGCUGAGGAGGACAAGAUGGAGAAUGGCGGGGGAGGCAGCAGCAGCUUCUUUGAAUCGUUCAAGCGAGUGAUUCGCAGCCGCAGCCAGUCGAUGGACGCCAUGGGUCUCAGCAGCAAGAAACAGAGCACCGUCACCACCAGCCACAGCGGGAGCUUUGGGCACCCCAGCCCUGACAUCGCCAAAGCCCUGGGCCUAUCAUUGCUUGUGCCCGGAAAAACGUCAAGUAGGUACGGACGUCGAGGCAGCGCGAUAGGCAUAGGAACCAUUGAAGAGUCCCUGAUUGUGCCUGGAAAAAGUCCAACGCGGAAGAAAUCGGGGCCGUUUGGUUCCCGCCGAAGCAGCGCCAUCGGCAUCGAGAACAUCCAAGAAGUGCAGGAGAAAAGGGAGAGCCCGACGGGCAGUGCGAAAACCCCAGAUGGCAGCCACCCUGGCCAGGAGCCCAGGUCCGAGGCCUCCUCCAAUCAAAGCUCGCCAGAGAUGCCCACCACCAAGAACAGAGCGGAUCCGGUGGUGCCAAAGCCAGAAGCCGGGCACGAAUCGUCCCGUUCCUCCUCCAGUGCCAGCAGCUUUGGCAGCAUGGUGGAGGAUACCGAAGGCUGCCGGGAUGACACAAGCGGGGAGAGCCCAUUCCCCUCGACGCAUUCCCACAAGCGUGAUUCCUUCAUGUACAGCACGUGGCUGGACGACAGCACCAGCACCCCCAGUGGGGGCAGCUCUCCAGGCCCCUCGCGCUCCCCACAGCCGGACCCCAGGAAGCCCAUGGACCCCCCUUGCCCAGAGAUCCAGAUCCAGCUCGAACACUCAGACCAGCAACCCCCACACCUGAGCUGUUAACCUCCCUCCUGUCUCAUGGAUGUGCCUCUUGACCAGCUCACAGCAAAGAAGCACAAGCUGAGGCAACGGUGGAGAAGUCCCAUCUUCGUCUCGGAACAAAGACGAUCUCUCCAACCAGCAAAUCCUGCUUCUCCUGAUCCUCCCUUUUAAGCCGCUGCUUCUCCGACCCUCCAGGCCACGUCUGUGUGGCGAAUUCCUUCCCUCGCGGUGCAAGACAAGCCGGGCAUUGCCUCUGGCCUCAAUUUCUUCCCUCCCCUCUUCCAUGAGCUGGGCUCCGAGAUGCCCCCUUCCCCAAUUCCCUCCCUAACCCAAACCCUGUGGAGUCAAAAUGGUGGACAAUCGCGGAGCACUACGGAGAAGGGCCUGUGUGUUUCCCACCGUCCCCGUCCAUCCGCGGAGGCCGUCUGGACUGGCUACGGUGGCGGGGGCAGAGAGCCUUCGGGCUCUUCUUGGCUUUCCUAUCGCAGAGGCCGGCAGUCACGCCAUUUGCCGGGGAAGGAGCUGCAAGUAGACGUUUUCUGGAUCUCCGGAUCUCUGGACGGUGUUUCAGCACGCGGAGGAGAUUCCAGGGAUGGAGAUGUUUAUGGAACACCAUCUGGAUUACGCCUGGAUCAGCUCCCCCACUCCCCGUCUCCAUUUCUCCAGCUGGCCUUGCCACCGAUGCUCCUUCUGCGUCUCUCUCCCCUGCCCCGGUUGGCACACUGCCCUCAUUUCUCGUCACGUUGCCCCCCUCCCUCCCCAUGACAGCCGUGCUCCCUCUUAUCCUAGGGAAUUUUGGCAGUUGGGAGGGGAGACAGAGCGUAUCCUGCCCAGACGUGCCCAAUCUCUCCCUCCCUCCAUGUUCAUCCCAAAGAAACGUUGACAAUCUCGCCACAGGUCAGCUAGGGUGUGGAGGAAGGGCUCGGCUGAUUCUGGUGACUUUCAGGCUGGUCCAAGGCAGCUGGGCCACCAGCCCUCCCCCCUUCACCCCAUGGGCUGGCCAAAGGAGCCAGGAGACCCCAUUUGACACUGGCUGGGCUCUUAAGCUUCAGGGACCUCCCCUCUGUGCUGUAGUUGAGUUACCCCCAUGCUGUGCAGGGUUUAAAAGGUGGGCAAUGCACCCUACUGGCUCCACGGGUGUCUGGAUCAGGGAAAGCCCCCCCCCCCCAAAUUCCUAGCCAUCCACGUUUAAUUUUAAACAUCCUUUGGAUGAUGUGAAAAGAUUAAUUCCACGAUGCCUGGGCCUCUAUGUUCUUAUGUCUGUUGCGUAAAUCCAUCCUUUCUUUCUUCCUUCCCUUUUUUGGGGGGGUUGUUUUGCUUUAUUUUAUUUUAUUUUUUAAAAAGAUGCACAAAAUCCAUGAACUUAACAAAGUUUAAGCAUUGCGUUUAAUUUAAACUCCAAGACUGUACUCGUGUUUCCAGUGACCUGUGUAUAAAAUAUACAUAUAUAUAUAUAAAUAUACAUAUAUCUAUUUAUCGCUAUUGUAAGAAGAAAUCUAUUUGUAAAAUGCUUUUUAAGAUAUACAGGCUGGAAAAUAAAACGAGAAUCCUCCA